AUGUCGUGUCAAUGCGGAAUUAGAAAGAUCGUCGUCAUGUCGGGAAUUUGGGUGAUGGCUCUGUUGAGCUUCAUCGCCGAAGCCCACCCAUACACCGAUGCUGCUGUGCCGUCGACAGUCGCCCGGAUUGCCGCGGCAGUCAUCCCGCCUCUCCCAACGGUGAUGCCCGAGGUCCAAGAACUCCUCCGCCGUCAAGCUGUCACAUCGUCAACGUCAUACGAAGUAUGGGACGCCAAGGGGCCAACUUGUGGAUACCUCUCAGGCACCCCAGGGGCGGCGCUGAGUUGCGGCGGCCUCUCGACGUGCAUGUUCCUUCCUCAUCUCCGGGCACAAUGGUGCUGUGGCCUUACCGACUGCGAGGCGUAUUUGUCCUGCCUGGACGCUGUCAGCGUCGCGGACCCGCAGAUUUGCGACGACGUCUGUCAUCAAGACGAGUUUAUGCUUAAAUGCCAGUCGAAUGCGCCAUUCUGCAAAACGUUGCUGUACCCCUCUGGUAUCAAGGGCAUGACCUGCGUGACGACAAGCGGUGUACGCACCGCUUCAGUAGACUUUACGUAUACCGGAUGGGCUAGGGAACCGCCUCUCGUCACUGCAACGAUGAUAGUGGAACCGACGCGGACGACUUUGAUAUACCCAUCCUCUUCAACCAUUAGGUCGAGCUCUUCAACUUCCAGUUCUGCGGUGUCGAGCCCGGUAACCUCGACUGCGCCGCCGGCACCGGAGCCAGAAAAAUCAAACGAUGUUGGGGCCAUAGUAGGGGGCACCGUCGGCGGCGUGGCAGUUGUGGGCAUCAUCAUCCUGGCAGCGAUAUAUUUCUGGCGUCGAGAGAAGCGGAAUAAGGAGCCCGUAGAGCGCACCUCUAUGGUUUCACCUGGCGGGACUUACCCGCCAUACACUCCGUCUCACCCAGGCUCGGCAUUUCCUCAGAGUCCUUCGUCCCCGGCUGACAGUAGCCAGCGCUGGUCCCAGGCUCAGCCGUUUACAUUCGUCGGGGGUCCAGAGGGGCAGGAUAUGACGCAAGUAAACCAACCGGCUGGUCAGAUGUAUCCUACCAAUCCGUUGCCCGUAUAUCAGACUCAGUUCGCCCAACCUCAGACUACCCCAUCUCCGCCUAUUCAACCGCAGCCUGUUCAACCACAGCCCGUCCAAUCCCACCCUUCUCAGCCUCAACCUGCUCAACAGCCGAUAUAUACUGAACAAAACCAAUCACCUCCCCUCGGCCAUCCCUACGAGGUAAGGCAUUAA
This is a messenger RNA of Scedosporium apiospermum, 1245 nucleotides long. RefSeq lists its product as uncharacterized. Lineage: Eukaryota; Fungi; Ascomycota; Sordariomycetes; Microascales; Microascaceae. The coding region runs from base 1 to 1245 and encodes 414 amino acids. The transcript is spliced from 2 exons. The record is from RefSeq and is a predicted model, not a curated record.